Notothenia coriiceps (black rockcod) is the source of this 4357-nucleotide messenger RNA. It is a transcript of the gene znf518a, whose product is annotated as zinc finger protein 518A. Bases 282 to 3101 code for a protein of 939 amino acids. Lineage: Eukaryota; Metazoa; Chordata; Actinopteri; Perciformes; Nototheniidae. The record is from RefSeq and is a predicted model, not a curated record. The transcript has 3 exons.
CCAAUUGUUGCUACUUUGUUUGUUUUACUUCAUUUUGGAGUUGGGGUUGCUUCUACAACAUUCUGACAAACGUGAGCACCAUAUGAUCGUAUUACUACAUGUUUGCAUUGAGCGGCUCGGUGUAUAGAUGUAGGCCCCGGGACAGCACUGUGUCUGUUGGAGGCACCAGGCUAAAGGCUAAAGCAGCUCAGAGGCUGUAAUCCCCGUAUGAAACCAUCAUGGCUGCCACUCGCUGAGCUGUCAAGCUCUCCACAAAAGAAAAGAAAUCUGACGGAAGAAACAUGGAUUCGGGGGAUAUUCACGCAGCUACCUCCAGAGGAGAUAAUAAACGGCGUGGCAACAAGAAGAAUAGAGAUUGGCACAAACGGCCCCACCUCAGGAACACAGUCGUUCAACCCCCAACUAUGCAAAGUGAAGAUAAGCGUGGACCAAAGAAGAUAGCAGAGGGGUGGGAGCAAAGCACAGUGUGGCCUUCAUCAAAGAAGCCCCCCCAGGAAGCACAGCAGGGUCAGCACAGGAUUAACGACAAUGGAAAUACACUCAGGUUUACAUGCUCACAAUGCAAGGACAACUCAGAAUAUGUUCCCAAAGACUUAGUGAAACACUUCAAGGUAAAUCACAGAGGGAGCCCGCCUGUUUUCUCCUGUCCUACGUGUACUUUCAGUACGCAUGAGCUCUCCUACCUUCACGUUCAUCAAUUAAGCCACAAGGACACUUUUUCUUGUUGCAGCAUUUGUAAAGACAACAUUCAGCGCACAUGGCCUGAUUUCAAUGCACAUUUGACUAUGUAUCACAGCCAAAAUGGCAAAUAUUCAUGUGAAAUGUGUCAGAAAUUCUCCACAGGUGAUGUUGGUGUUUUUUUAGAGCACAUGUAUGCACAUCAUUUUGGACUGGAGGAAGGUAAGGAUCUUUCUCCACGCACAAGGGGCAGGAAAAAGUUAGGGUCCAAAGCAAACACUCAAUCUUUACGAUGUCAGCACUGUGGCUUUGAUGCAUCUCAAAAAUGGUUGCUUACUAAGCACGUUAAAGCUGUCCACGUUUGCCAGAAUGGUAAUCAGAAGAAGAAAAAGGAAGAGGAAGAGGAGGAGGAGGAGGUCCACCCCAUUGCAAUGAAACCAAAUGACCCUAUCCCAAAAAUGAAGUCUAGAUUAACGAGAAGUGCAGUUAGGGAAAUGUGUUGGCUGACACAGGACUGCCUCUCUCUGCCAGGGAAAGAGUUCCUGGAUAAAUACUGCCAUCUGUCAGAUCCCCAAACAACACUUAAGGAGACUCAACAGUUUUUGAUGAAAUCUGUUGCCGGAGAAACUGGCAAGCAGAAAUGGUCCAAGGCUCUUAAAACCGUUUUGUCAAAUGUACCUCAAGAUAUUAAUCUUUACCCAAAGUCAGAGAAUGGUAUUUUCUCCAAUGCGUCAAAUCUCGCAUUCCUGACCGCCAAGAACAAGAUGACUGUGUCUCAGAACGGUGCUACCAACGGCAAAAGGUUGAAAAUUAUGACAUCAUUAGACAAGGAAACUCAUUCCCCUGAAAGUGCUCCUGAUGAUGCUCGUAGAGAAGUUGAUCAAAAUGGAUGGAUGGAUCAAUCCAAUUUGAGCGAUCAAUCACCUUGUCCACAGACCGAAACCAAACUAAAUGACAUGUUGCCAGCCCAGAGCGAGCCAUCCGCAUGUGGUCAAAUGCAGGAAAACCGAGAGAAUCGGGAAAUAAAGACAGAUCAGGAAAUGGAGGAUAAUAGUAAAAAACCUGAAGAGCCUAUGCACGAAGAUAGGAAUAACAUCUCCUGUGAGCUGGAGUCGACAAAUGAGGGCGAAGAGCAGACAUCCAUUCAUAAAGUCUUACCAAAUAAUAAGAAGCGAAGGCGGAAAAGAAGGGCCAGAUCUAAAAAAGUGGCUAAAAGAUCGUCAGGGUCUGCAUUAAAGAUAGUGUUGAAGAAGAACCCAGUGAAAGAGAAGCAGUGGGUGACUCAAAGCUCUUUGUCUCCAUCAGGUUGUGGUCAGACGGAUGUACCUCCCAACACUCAUGUCAAAUUAGAGUUAACAGAAGAACACCAGCAAAAGUUGACCAAAGCUUCCGAAUCUGAUCCAGACGACCUUUCUAAAGCCGUCACUCAAAAUCCACAGCCAAAGCAAGGGGAAGAACUGACCCCGAGUUGUGCUGCAAAGACAACGAGGUCUAAAAAUACGGACGGAAAUACACCUUUCAAGCUCAAAGGCUUGCCACUGAUGCAUCAAGAGAUGGGACAUGAGUCUGACAAGCCACCGGAAGCAGAAGUCGACGAGGGCGGUGCGGCUUGUGAGACGGGUCUGAUAGCUGGGACUGAAGUGUGCCCCGGGAAUGCUCAACUUCACACAUCCGGCAGUAACACGGACUGCCAUGUGUCAGCAGCUGAUGGAGAGACUCCUCACAGCAGCUCCACCCAGGCGUCCCCUGUUUCCCAACCCGUAAUCACAGCACAGGGUAAAGUCACCCAUACAGAUGUAAGCCAUGCUCUCUCUUCAGAGCACAGUGUUGAGGGGGUGAGAGUCAGUGAAGCGCCUGCUGACCUCCUCCACCCUGAUCUCCUCAGCAACUCGUCUUCAAGUGAAGCCAUCUUAACGGAGCCCUCUUCGCCGUCUGGGCAUCAGUGGCUGCCAAAGAACCAGGAGAGGACCCUGAAGCUAGUAGCCAUAAAUCCAUCUCAGCUGGUGAGGCGUCCAGCAGGAGACCAGCCCGUUGUGGUGCUAAAUCACCCGGACGCCGACAUCCCCGAGGUUGCCAGGAUCAUGGAGGUCCUCAACAGGUACAGAGGGGAGGUGCAGAAGGUCGUGCUGUCACGGAAAACAGUCAGUGCUCUAGCAACCGCAAACUGUGAUGCAAAUGCUGUACCUGAUCCCGCGGGGAACGCUAAAAACUCUGUACGGGAGAGAUUUGUGUUGAAACUGAAACUCCGUAGGUUGAGCAGGAAAAAGUACGAAGUGGUCGCGGCAGCCGCUCCUAGCGGGGAUGUUCGGAAGGAAUUCCGGUGCUGGUUUUGCGGCAGGGUCUUCGCACGUCAGGAAACGUGUAUGGUCCAUCGGCAGAGACAUCUGAUGGACUGGAAAGGACCAAAGUUAGAAAACUCUUAAACGUCACUUACACUGGAUGAAAAACAAAAGAAAGUCUGGAAAAUAAUGACUUGUUGCAAUACAGCAAUGGAAAUAGUCUUCUCGUUUUUUUAAAAGUCUUAAUUAUGACUGGUUGGUUUUGAGGAGAAAUCACGCCUCGCUCACAUUCUCAGGGCUCACCUGUUGGAGUAGCUCGAUACACAAUCUGUACAUUAGUGAUUAUUCGGAAACCACAAGGACGUGGUGUGGAUAAUUUAGUCCUUUUGUAUGGUUUGAAUUUUGUCUACGAAAUUGCUUUAUUUAAGAUGAUUUACGUACACUGUCUAACGGAAUCUUUUAUAGAACACUGUAACAUGUUCAUUUGCCAUACCAUCUGACUUUUAUCAAUCAGUUUAUGUACGGGUUGGCUCUACAGUGAGGUAGCUAUAUCAUAUUUAUGUUUUUUGGAAUGGGACGCAGAGACCUACAAUUUUCUAAGAUAUACGAAAAUAGAAAGAAGACAAUAAGCUAUUAUUCAACAUUUAUUUAUGACUCUUUUAUAUCUCUAUGCUUUUGCUAUUGAAAGAAUAGGCCUGUUUGUAAAAAAAUAAUGUUCAAAUAAGAGUAUUAUCUGUAUAAUGUAUAUUUUCAUGCAGCGGAUUGUCCCUAAAGUCACGAUUAAUUUAAACUUUCAUUUUGUGAUGUCGGUGGAAAAAUAGCUGAAAUCUUUUUUUAAUUCUGGAAUUUAAAAGGCCAAGAUGAUUUGAUCAUGAUAUUUUUAUUUUUCCUCUCAAUGAGUUUCCUAUUUUGACUUGAAAUUAUAAUCUUAUCUUUUAAUUGCACUAUGAAAGGAGGAUUUAUAUUUCCCGUUACCUCGCCCUUAUCAGUCUGAAGCUUUUGACAAUCUCAACCCUGUGUCCUGCUGUGCUCAACAUUUCCGUAUGCAGCCAUGAUCCCUCAGUAUUCACGGCUAGGGGACUGUGUGUGUGUGUGUGUGUCGGAAUAAUCCUGUAUUCCGAUAUAGCGCCUGUUUCAGGAAUGCAUACUUCAGUGUCAUUAACUCACUGUGUAUAUAUCCUUUUUUUCAAUUUAGAUCAAAGAUUUAUAAUUGUGUAUAUAGUCCAGAUAGAGGUACUGUCAAAUACUGCCUGAGUUUCACCAAGUGCCUAGGAAUUGUUAUUAUGCAAUAAAUGUGCAUGAGGAUGAUAGUUUGUCGCUUUAUAUGAUGACUCGAAACGAUGUGAGCCCAGGUAUUAUACAAGACAAGAAAAUAAUUGUAUUAAAAAAUAUACAACCUU